ACCGGCGGACUUGUUCUUGUCGGGGUGGUAGCGGAGGGCCUGCUUCCUGUACGCCUUCUUGAUUUCGUCUUCCGACGCGCCCUUGGCUAUUCCCAGCACCUUGUAGUAGUCUUUCCCCAUCACAACGGCCGCUCACUUCUUCACCCACGUCUCGGGAAAAAACGACAUUCCAGGUGGAGCGGCUGCCAACUACCGCAUGCGGUUAAACGGCGCUAGCUUAUUGGCUAGCUUCAGGUAAAUUAGCUUUCCGCUUCACGCCAAAGACGAGGACUCAAGUGUCACCCACAUUGAACGAGCAGACGUCAGACCGGCGAGUCGAGCGGGGUCAACGGUGACUCGACGUCCCGGGGCUAUCGGUGGGGGCGCCGAGGCAGGCAGCCAGCCAGCGGCAGGAAAGAAACUUCUGGAAGAAGCUCGGCUAGCGUUCAUGACGUGUUUGUUGAGAUGAUUCCCUGCUGUUACCUCCGGGUUUGUGCGAAGACCAGGAAGUGGGCUAAACGCAUUUUUUAACGCCAAUGCUGUAAAAUAACAGUUUUUCCUCCUUAAAUCACAUUUUAUUAUUUUUCAUAUUAGUUAAAGCGAUAUGUGGUUGUGACACACAUCAUAUUUUACGACUUUUCCUCACUUUUAGCUAGUUUACAUCAUACCGUCGCCCUCUUUACGAUCAGUGUAUUAUAUUAUUAUAUUUUUAAUAUUCUCAUUCCGCCCUAUUUUUUGACGGUGUUCUACAUCCACAUUUUACAUCCAAUCCACACCGUUUCAACUUCAACAUGUUCCAAAAAUUCACGCCACGCACACCAUUUCCCACAGUUCCACAUUUGUCACCCCCCCCCCCCUCCCACCACCACCACUUAAUUCCCAAUGGAAGAUGCUAUAAAACACAUUCACAUCAAUCCCACUCACUUUAUAAACAUGAAUUAUGCAAUUCAACCAAUACUCUGUAUUAAACAUAAAAUGUGAUUUAGUAAUACAUGACCAAAAAAAACAUGCUGCACUCACAGGCCAGGGAGAGUUGGCAGGAACACAAACAGACAAAAUCUCAAGACUUGAGAUUAUGAAACAAGAUACUUUAUGAACAAUUUUGCAGUGGGAUCAAUACUCUGUAUUAAAUAUAAAAUGUGAUUUGGUAAUACCCAAAAAUUUGCCACGCUCACAGCUGAGAAAGGACAAUGAGAGAUGGCGGUAACACAAUCAGACAAAAAUAAAAAAUAAAUACUGAGAUAUGUUUAUCAUAACAUCUUCUGGACACUUUCGGGCACAGCCUUACUUGCUCCUCAUGUAAAAUCACCACUUGAGAGAUCUGCGUAGAGGACAUCAUUCAUGGGACAUUAAAGGUCAAUAGUAGGAAAGAAUAGGUAAACAGGUGGUCCAGGGGUCAGUGGAGUAAGGGGGGUGGGUGUACAUGUGUGUCGGCAUGUCGAGGGACUUCAUCACACCAGAUCGGACUUUAAAGCAGGCCUGCUAAAGCCAGAAUCAAAGCGGAUAGGAGGAGUGUCUUCUAAAGUAGAAGAUCGCUGACCCGCGUCCAAGGACCGCACGUCGGUAUUUGUCACUGGCCCGACUGCGUACUGUAUGCGUGGGCCCAAGGUUACGGCCGAGCUGCUGUGUGAAGAGCAAAUCAGGCGGCUUAUAUUUAGCCUCGCAAAUGGCACUCUGUGGAUUAUGUCUUGCGGCUCUCCGGUUUCGUCUUCAGCGCCUCUGCCUACCGUGACGGGGGCUGCAGUCUGAGCUAUUCAGGUGAGGCUCAAUGUCAUGUUCUUCCACACCAGUUCGUCUUCCAGGCAUUUUUUCGCUCUUCCUUCGGCACACAAACCCAAAGGAUAUUUGCGUUUCACUGCCGUCUUCCUCUGGGGGUGAAAGGCUAUCAUCGCACCGCUCGUCCCGGACCCACGGACUAGUAGCGCUGGAGGUUGUUCCACCGGACGACUCUUGGGAAUCAUGGACGUCCUCGCCUUAGAGGCAAAGAAUGUCAACGGUUCAGAGCCUGAGAAAAAGUCUUCAUCCAGGCCCCGACCCAAACCGCCCAAAAAGCCAAAAAGGAUCGUUUACUUUGAGGUGGAGAUUGUGGAUGUAAAGACCAAGGAGAAACUGCUCCUGCUGGACAAGGUGGAGCCAACUGCCACUAUUUUGGAUAUUAAGGCUCUGUUUCACAAAUCAUAUCCAAAGUGGUACCCGGCCAGACAGUCCCUGCGCUUGGAUCCAAAGACCAAGUGUCUCAGGGAUGAGGAAGUCCUCCAAACACUUCCCGUGGGAACCACAGCCAGCUUCUACUUCAGGGACCUCGGACCGCAGCUCACAUGGGGGACUGUGUUCCUUGCAGAGUGCGUCGGUCCGCUGGUCAUCUAUUUAAUGUUCUACUUCCGCGUCCCCUUCAUCUACGCUCCAAAAUACGACUUCACCGCCAGCAAGAACUGGGUCGUACAUUCUGCUUGCAUCUGUCACUCUUUACAUUACAUCAAGAGGAUUUUGGAGACAAUGUUCGUCCACCGCAUCUCGCACGGGACCAUGCCUCUCCGGAACAUAUUUAAGAAUUGUGGCUUUUACUGGAGUGCCGCGGCCUGGAUGGCGUACUACAUCAACCACCCGCUCUACACGCCGCCGCUUUACGGGCAGCAGCAAGUGAAUGUCGGACUUUACUUUUUCUUGUUUUGCCAACUUGGGAAUUUCUCCAUCCACGUCGCGCUUCGGAACCUCAAGCAACCAGGUUUAAAAGUCAAGAAGAUUCCUCACCCGACGAAGAAUCCCUUCACGUGGAUUUUCUGGCUGGUGUCUUGUCCAAACUAUACGUACGAGGUGGGCUCGUGGCUGGGCUUCAGCGUGAUGACGCAGUGCCUGCCCGUGGCUCUCUUCACGCUGGCCGCCUUCGUGCAGAUGAGCGUGUGGGCCCGAGGCAAACACCGCGGCUACUUGAAGGAGUUCAAGGACUAUCCCACCCUGCGCUCCCCCAUUCUGCCCUUCAUCCUCUAGAACGCCUCACCGCCUCGGCUGGGGUGAUGGCGGGGGGAGGCGACCUUUUUCCUAUCAGGGGCCAUUUGUGUUCAAAUCCUCCCAGAGUCAUACGAAAUGUAUGCAAAAAAAUAUAAUGCAAUGAAUGUUUAUUAUUACACAUUUUGAGCAAUUUCUUCUAUUUGUUUUGACAUUUGCAUGGCGAUCUGUGUACUGGAUGGACUGCCACCAUUUGGAGCGCGCAACGUUUGGCUGCUUUAAAGUCUUAAUUUACGGAGAAAGUUUUUAUUUUUUUUAUUUUGCUACAUUGCUUGGUUUUGAACGUAUUUAUACAUGUCAGUUGGCUGCUACUGUUGGCAGGGGUUUCACCACAUACAGCGAAAAGUGAUAUACUUUUAAGCUUUUGACUGAUGAAACAAGUUUGUUUGACCACGAGCAUCAUGAAGUGCUUUCACGGAAACAUUUUAUGCGCAAGUGAUUUUUUUUGAAUUACUUUAUUUAAUUAAUUAAAAACUAAA
Messenger RNA from Phycodurus eques (leafy seadragon), 3464 nucleotides. Its product is annotated as very-long-chain enoyl-CoA reductase-like. Gene Ontology annotation, biological process: very long-chain fatty acid biosynthetic process. Gene Ontology annotation, molecular function: oxidoreductase activity, acting on the CH-CH group of donors. Lineage: Eukaryota; Metazoa; Chordata; Actinopteri; Syngnathiformes; Syngnathidae. The transcript has 11 exons. The record is from RefSeq and is a predicted model, not a curated record. The coding region runs from base 1939 to 2967 and encodes 342 amino acids.